UACAGAGUGUCUCUCACCUUUUCUUUCGUCUCUUUCUCCAUCGCUGCUUCAAAGACCAAGAAGGUCCUCUUCCUUCUUGCCUCUUCGAAAAACCCAGAAAAUUUAUAAUAAAAAAACAGAGAGAAACAUCCUCGGGACGUGCGUUUCAGUUCUAGUGUACCCAUCAAAAGUUUUGGAUUUCUUAGCUUGCUUGGUCUGUGAAGACAGAGAGAACAAGAAAUGAAGGUUGAUUUUGCAGGAGGUGGCGUGGGAACAGCAUUCAACGAGCUGUUCACGGCCGUUAAGGAGAUAGUGCAAACCGUCCGAGCGUUUGGUCCCCAGCUCAAGAAGAUCGAAAACACCUUGCGCAAAAUAGAACCAAUCAUCAAGGAAUGGGACGAGUUCAACAAACGGCUGGACCGUAAUCCGACAGAGAUGGAUCCGAUCAAGGACCUAUUGGAUAGAGGCAAAGGACUGAUCGAGAGGUGCAAAAGGAUCCGCCGGCUCCACGUGUGCAAGAAGUAUAUGCACUCCAAGAAGCUGAAGGCAUUCAAUGCGGAAUUAUUGGGUGAUUUCAAGCUUUACAUCCAACUGCUGGAUGCAAGAAACAACGGCGAGAUGUUGUGGGAAGUGAAGGAGAUCAAGAUGGAAGUCAAGCAAGUCAAGGAGUUGAUCUGCCCCGGUCAAGUGAACGGUGUUGCCCUCCAGAGCGGACUCGGGGCUGCGGGCAACCUCGCGGUCCCUGAUGCGCCUGAUUUCAUUGUUGGGUCAGUGGUGGAGACGUCUUUGAGGAAGCUCAGGGAGCAGUUGCUGGAGGAGGGAGUGUCUGUGAUUGUUGUGACCGCUCCAGGUGGGUGCGGGAAGACGACCCUGCUUAAGAAAUUGUGUCAUGACAAGGAUGUUGAAGGCAAAUUCAACAACAUCAUGUUUGUCCCUGUCUCGAAGAAGCCCACCCUGACAGACAUUGUCCAGAAAAUGUUUCAACAUAAUGGUCUCAAGGUUCCUGAGAUUGUAACGGAAGAUGAUGCAGUUCAUUACAUGCAGCAACUGCUCAUAGAUAUAGGCCAAAGUCCUGUGUUGCUUGUGCUGGACGAUGUCUGGACUGACUCGCAAUCCAUAAUCGAGAAAUUUGUCUUCAAGAAGAUAAAACAUUACAAGAUUGUGGUGACAUCAAGAUAUGAAUUUCCUCAUGUUGGUCUUGUGCAUCACCUGAACCCACUGCCUCAUGGGGAAGCCUUGGAACUUUUUCGUCAAUCUGUUGCUGUUGAUGGUAGAAGCUUGGUUGCACCAGAUGAUGAUAUCUGGGAUAAGAUAGUGAAUCGCUGCAAGGGAUUGCCGUUGGCUCUUACAGUCGUUGCCAAGUCUCUCCGAGGAAAGGAUCGUUCGUUCUGGGAAACAAAGCUUCUUAAUUUGUCCCGUUUGGGUUUGGACAGUGACAUUCUAGAUUGCCUCAGAAAGAGCUUGGAUGACUUGGAUGGUGACCCUUUGAUCAAGGAGCAUUUCAUGGACCUCGGCUCAUUUCCAGAGGAUCGCAAGAUCCCCGCCACUGCCCUUAUUGAUAUGUGGGUGGCGUUGUACGGGCAAGAUUUCAAUGAAAUGCAGGCUGUUAAUGACCUCCAUGAGCUCGUUUACAGGAACUUAGCUGAUCUCGUAAUCACCAGGAGUGAUUCAAGUGAGGAGGAGGACAAAUGUUACAGCAGCCACUAUGCUACACAGCACGAUCUGCUUAGAGAGUUGGCUAUCAUGGAGUGCAACCAAGGGGAAGUAGAGAACAGAAAGAGACUCAUUCUGGACUUAACCAGAAAUAAUUUUCCCAAUUGGUGGAGUAAGCAAAAGCAACCGACUCUUGGUGCUCGUCUAGUGUCCAUCUCCACAGAUGGAAGAUUCUCAACACCUUGGCCAAAUCUUCAAUUACCUGAAGCCGAGGCUCUUGUCUUGAACAUCGAGACCAACCAAACCAAAACUUAUGCUUUGCCGGAAUUCAUUGAGAAAGCAGAUAAGCUCAAAGUCCUAAUAGUAACAAACUACAGUUUCUUUCCAGUUGAGCUAUGCAAUUUCCAUGUUGUUGGGUCCAGUUUAAGGAGGAUCAGGCUCGAACGCGUCACGGUUUCUUUCCAAAGCAUGGGAAAGCUACGCUUGGACAAUUUACAAAAGAUAUCCUUUUUCAUGUGUGACAUAGGGCAGGCUUCGACGUCGAUCGACGCCAAAAUCUCUUAUGCAAUGCCAAAAUUAGUGGAGCUCGACAUCGACUAUUGCAAUGAUCUCAUGACAAUACCGGAUAGCAUUUGUGAGAUAAAACCUUUGAAGAAGCUUAGCAUCACAAAUUGCCACAAUUUCUCUGCACUUCCUGAACAGCUUGGGCAAUCAACUUCCCUCGAAGUGGUUAGGCUUAAUUCAUGCACAAAUUUGUUGCAAUUACCAAACUUGAUUGGAACCCUUCAAAAACUGACGUCUCUCAAUAUAUCUGAUUGCCUAAACCUAAGCACUUUGCCGAAUCAAAUUGGUCAACUAGAUAAUCUCAAGAAGAUCAACAUAAGAGGAUGUUUGAGGUUGUCUGAGCUACCACGGUCAAUCGUGAGGUUGAGGAACUUGAAGAAGGUGAUUUGUGAUCAAGAAAGAGAAGACUUGUGGAAGCCUCUCAAGAAUAGUCUCAGUAGCUUGAAUAUAAUGGCAUUUGAAGAAGAGCCUAACUUAGAUUGGCUGUGUGAUUAAGAAGAGGGCUAUCAACCGAUGAUCUUUGAGCUUUUCCUAUAUGUUAAAGUGUUAGUCUUUGAACUCUUUUAUUUAUUGGUUUUUUUU
Eucalyptus grandis is the source of this 2778-nucleotide messenger RNA. Its product is annotated as probable disease resistance protein At5g66900. NCBI's taxonomy places the organism in Eukaryota, Viridiplantae, Streptophyta, Magnoliopsida, Myrtales, Myrtaceae. Gene Ontology annotation, biological process: defense response to fungus. The record is from RefSeq and is a predicted model, not a curated record. Gene Ontology annotation, molecular function: ADP binding. The coding region runs from base 220 to 2691 and encodes 823 amino acids. The transcript is spliced from 5 exons.